AUGGAAGCUCAAGCACAACGAAAGAAAGUGCUCGCGAGGUCAUCUCAUCGGAAAUCAAGGCAAGGUUGCCUCGAAUGCAAGAGGAGGAGAGUUAAAUGCGAUGAGUCGAAGCCAGCGUGUGACAACUGCACGAGACGAUCCUUGACAUGUCACUAUACCACCACGAGAAAUCGUGCAACUUCGUUCUCGCCUCCGCAUACCGAGGGAAGCAUUCCCUCUCUAGAAGGUCCGGAUCUUGGAGAUCUCCAGCUCUGGCAUCAUUGGUUGACUGUAGUGUGCUACACGUUCUCCGACGAUGCCAACUCGCUGAUUAUGUGGCAAGAGAACAUUCCCAAGAUCGCUCUUCAGAACCGCUUUGUCGCUCAACUACUCCUUGCUUUAUCGGCUUUGCAUCUUGCUCGUACAGACGAGCCCGGAAGAAGCUCCCAUUUGGCAAAAUCCACGGUACUGCAGACCAAUGCAAUGAGCGGCAUGAUGUCAGCACUUACAGACGAGCCAUCAUCGAGCCGUUCAAGCGCAUUAUACGUGGCGGCCAUGCUGCUCUGCUUCUGCAGCUUGGGAAACCGUCCAAGUCCAGGCCAGUAUCUGCUCUAUUCAGAUGAAGGAGUACCGCCUUGGAUGGACUUACUGCAAGGUGUCAAGUCGAUCCUGACACAACAUAGACACAUUAUCACGGGCAUUGGUGWGGAGGAAGCAGAGUCGGAACCCAGACAACCUAUUGUACCGGACGAGGUCUUCCCUGGCUAUUCCAAAGCAAUGGACGAAUUGACGCAACAUAUCUCUAUACUUCGCGCGGAAGACGAGUCCUUUGACAAGUAUACCCACGCAUUGGAAAUGCUUCAAAGCUCCUUCGAAACGGCGUUUGAGCUUCACGAUGGACAGACCAAGAUGCGGCCUCAUCUUGUGCUCGCGUGGAUGUACAGGAUUAGCGAAGACUUUCAAGCCUCGCUACAUGAACGGCGACCCAUGGCAUUGGUGAUCAUGGCGCACUACAUGACAAUCUUCGCGAGGCAAGAGAAGACUUGGUAUGUCGAGGGUUGGACAAGACAUAUUAUGAAGGCUAUUGAGAAGGAUCUCCAUCCUGCGUAUCAGCGCUGGCUGGAAUGGCCGGCUUCACAGCUAGAAGGAGCUGCCUAA
Ramularia collo-cygni is the source of this 1137-nucleotide messenger RNA. RefSeq lists its product as uncharacterized. The transcript is spliced from 2 exons. The coding region runs from base 1 to 1137 and encodes 378 amino acids. Gene Ontology annotation, biological process: regulation of transcription by RNA polymerase II. The record is from RefSeq and is a predicted model, not a curated record. Gene Ontology annotation, molecular function: zinc ion binding; DNA-binding transcription activator activity, RNA polymerase II-specific. Lineage: Eukaryota; Fungi; Ascomycota; Dothideomycetes; Mycosphaerellales; Mycosphaerellaceae.